AUGGCUCACGCCGCCUCCCAGUUAAAGAAAAACAGGGAUUUAGAAAUCAAUGCCGAAGAAGAGACUGAGAAAAAAAGAAAACACCGCAAACGGUCCCGGGAUCGCAAGAAAAAGUCUGAUGCCAACGCAAGUUACUUGAGAGCAGCUCGGGCAGGGCACCUGGAAAAGGCCCUUGACUACAUCAAAAAUGGAGUGGAUGUCAAUAUCUGUAACCAGAAUGGGUUGAAUGCGCUCCAUCUUGCUUCCAAAGAAGGCCACGUGGAAGUGGUCUCUGAGCUGCUGCAGAGGGAAGCCAAUGUCGAUGCAGCCACAAAGAAAGGAAACACAGCCUUGCACAUCGCAUCUUUGGCCGGGCAAGCGGAAGUGGUCAAGGUCUUGGUUACGAAUGGAGCGAAUGUCAACGCACAAUCUCAGAAUGGCUUCACUCCAUUGUAUAUGGCAGCCCAGGAGAACCACCUGGAAGUCGUCAGGUUUCUUCUGGACAAUGGUGCCAGCCAAAGCCUGGCCACAGAGGACGGCUUCACGCCAUUGGCCGUGGCUCUGCAGCAAGGUCAUGACCAAGUCGUGUCCCUCCUGCUUGAGAACGACACGAAGGGAAAAGUGCGUCUCCCAGCCCUCCAUAUCGCAGCCCGGAAAGACGACACCAAGGCGGCAGCUCUGCUCCUGCAGAACGACACCAACGCGGACGUGGAGUCAAAGAGUGGCUUCACCCCGCUCCACAUAGCUGCCCACUACGGGAACAUCAAUGUGGCCACGUUGCUGUUAAACCGAGCGGCUGCUGUGGACUUCACCGCACGGAAUGACAUCACUCCUUUACAUGUUGCCUCGAAGCGAGGAAAUGCAAAUAUGGUGAAGCUAUUGCUGGACCGGGGUGCGAAGAUCGAUGCCAAGACCAGGGACGGUCUGACCCCGCUGCACUGUGGGGCAAGAAGUGGCCACGAGCAGGUGGUAGAGAUGUUGCUUGACAGAUCCGCCCCCAUCCUUUCAAAAACUAAGAACGGACUGUCCCCACUGCACAUGGCCACACAAGGAGACCAUUUAAACUGCGUCCAGCUCCUCCUCCAGCACAAUGUGCCCGUGGACGACGUCACCAACGACUACCUGACCGCCCUCCACGUGGCGGCCCACUGCGGCCAUUACAAAGUUGCCAAGGUUCUUUUGGAUAAGAAAGCUAACCCCAAUGCCAAAGCCCUGAACGGCUUCACCCCUCUCCAUAUCGCCUGCAAAAAGAACCGCAUCCGAGUAAUGGAACUCCUUUUGAAGCACGGUGCAUCUAUCCAAGCUGUAACCGAGUCGGGCCUUACCCCAAUCCAUGUUGCUGCCUUCAUGGGACAUGUAAAUAUCGUGUCACAGCUAAUGCAUCAUGGAGCCUCCCCAAACACCACCAACGUGAGAGGAGAAACAGCAUUGCAUAUGGCGGCUCGGUCAGGGCAAGCAGAAGUGGUGCGGUAUCUGGUCCAAGAUGGAGCUCAGGUAGAAGCAAAAGCUAAGGAUGACCAGACCCCACUCCACAUCUCAGCCCGACUCGGGAAGGCUGACAUCGUGCAACAACUGCUACAGCAAGGAGCGUCCCCCAAUGCAGCAACAACUUCUGGGUACACCCCGCUUCACCUUUCGGCCCGAGAGGGGCAUGAAGAUGUCGCUGCGUUCCUUCUGGAUCACGGAGCAUCUUUAUCCAUAACAACAAAGAAGGGAUUCACUCCUCUGCACGUGGCGGCCAAAUAUGGAAAGCUUGAAGUCGCGAGUCUCCUGCUGCAGAAGAGUGCGUCUCCCGAUGCUGCUGGGAAGAGCGGGCUAACUCCACUGCAUGUAGCAGCGCAUUACGAUAAUCAGAAAGUGGCACUUCUGCUUUUGGACCAGGGAGCCUCACCCCACGCAGCUGCAAAGAAUGGUUAUACACCGCUGCACAUCGCCGCCAAGAAGAACCAGAUGGACAUAGCCACCUCCCUGCUGGAGUACGGUGCUGAUGCCAACGCAGUCACCCGGCAAGGGAUCGCGUCCGUCCAUCUCGCAGCGCAGGAAGGGCACGUGGACAUGGUGUCGCUGCUCCUGAGUAGAAAUGCGAAUGUCAACCUGAGCAAUAAGAACGGCCUCACGCCGCUCCAUCUGGCAGCUCAAGAAGACCGAGUGAAUGUGGCCGAGGUCCUUGUCAACCAAGGGGCCCACGUGGACGCACAGACGAAGAUGGGCUACACCCCGCUCCAUGUAGGCUGUCACUAUGGAAACAUCAAAAUAGUCAAUUUUCUGCUGCAGCAUUCCGCAAAAAUUAAUGCCAAGACAAAGAAUGGAUACACGCCACUGCACCAGGCAGCCCAGCAGGGCCACACCCACAUCAUCAAUGUCUUGCUCCAGAACAACGCCUCCCCCAACGAACUCACCGUGAAUGGGAACACAGCCCUGGCCAUCGCCCGGCGCCUGGGCUACAUCUCGGUGGUUGACACACUGAAGGUCGUGACGGAGGAAAUUAUGACCACCACUACCAUCACGGAGAAGCACAAAAUGAAUGUCCCGGAGACAAUGAAUGAAGUCCUCGAUAUGUCAGACGAUGAAGUAAGGAAAGCCAGCGCCCCCGAAAAGCUCAGUGAUGGGGAAUAUAUCUCAGACGGUGAAGAAGGUGAAGAUGCCAUCACUGGGGACACUGACAAGUAUCUCGGGCCACAGGACCUUAAAGAGCUGGGUGAUGACUCCCUGCCUGUCGAGGGCUACGUGGGCUUCAGUCUCGGAGCCCGCUCUGCCAGCCUCCGCUCCUUCAGUUCGGAUAGGUCCUACACCUUGAACAGAAGCUCCUAUGCAAGGGACAGCAUGAUGAUCGAAGAACUUCUGGUACCAUCCAAAGAGCAGCACCUCACGUUCACGAGGGAGUUUGACUCCGACUCCCUCAGACACUACAGUUGGGCAGCAGACACGUUAGAUAAUGUGAACCUGGUCUCCAGCCCCGUGCACUCUGGGUUUCUGGUUAGCUUUAUGGUGGACGCGAGAGGGGGCUCCAUGCGAGGAAGCCGCCACCACGGGAUGCGGAUCAUCAUCCCUCCGCGCAAGUGUACGGCCCCCACCCGCAUCACGUGCCGCCUGGUAAAGAGACAUAAACUGGCCAACCCACCCCCCAUGGUGGAAGGAGAGGGAUUAGCCAGUAGGCUGGUAGAAAUGGGUCCUGCGGGGGCACAAUUUUUAGGCCCUGUCAUUGUGGAAAUCCCUCAUUUUGGAUCCAUGAGAGGAAAGGAGAGGGAACUCAUUGUCCUCCGAAGCGAGAACGGCGAGACCUGGAAGGAACACCAGUUCGACAGUAAAAACGAAGACCUCGCGGAGCUCCUCAACGGCAUGGAUGAAGAACUUGACAGCCCAGAAGAGUUGGGUACAAAGCGCAUCUGCAGAAUCAUCACAAAGGAUUUCCCCCAAUAUUUUGCUGUGGUUUCCCGGAUUAAGCAGGAAAGCAACCAGAUUGGUCCUGAAGGUGGGAUUCUGAGCAGCACCACUGUGCCCCUCGUCCGGGCUUCUUUCCCAGAGGGGGCCUUAACCAAAAGGAUCCGAGUGGGUCUCCAGGCUCAGCCCGUGCCAGAGGAAACGGUGAAAAAAAUCCUUGGAAACAAAGCGACGUUUAGCCCAAUUGUCACAGUGGAGCCGAGGAGGAGGAAAUUCCAUAAGCCGAUCACCAUGACCAUUCCGGUGCCCCCACCGUCGGGAGAGGGCGUGUCCAAUGGCUACAAGGGAGAUACCACGCCCAACCUGCGGCUCCUCUGCAGCAUCACAGGAGGUACCUCGCCGGCUCAAUGGGAAGACAUCACAGGAACAACCCCUCUGACGUUCAUAAAGGACUGUGUGUCUUUCACAACCAAUGUUUCAGCCAGAUUCUGGCUGGCAGACUGCCAUCAGGUGUUAGAAACUGUAGGGCUAGCCUCACAGCUCUACAGAGAGUUGAUAUGCGUCCCCUACAUGGCCAAGUUUGUUGUGUUUGCCAAAACAAACGACCCAGUGGAAUCCUCCCUGAGGUGCUUCUGUAUGACGGAUGACAGGGUGGACAAAACCCUGGAGCAGCAGGAGAAUUUCGAGGAGGUUGCCAGAAGCAAAGACAUUGAGGUUCUGGAAGGAAAGCCCAUCUAUGUUGAUUGCUAUGGAAACCUGGCCCCUCUGACCAAAGGAGGACAGCAGCUUGUUUUUAACUUUUAUUCUUUCAAAGAAAACAGACUGCCAUUUUCCAUCAAGAUCAGAGACACCAGCCAAGAGCCCUGUGGCCGCCUGUCUUUCCUGAAGGAGCCGAAGACAACGAAGGGAUUACCCCAAACAGCUGUUUGCAACCUAAAUAUUACUCUGCCGGCGCAUAAAAAGGAGACAGAGUCAGAUCAAGAUGAUGAGGCUGAGAAAGCAGACCGACGUCAGAGCUUCGCAUCCUUAGCUUUACGUAAGCGCUACAGCUACUUGACUGAGCCCAGCAUGAUUGAACGGAGUUCAGGAACAGCAAGAUCCCUCCCCACCACUUAUUCACACAAGCCAUUCUUUUCUACAAGACCAUACCAGUCCUGGACCACGGCUCCAAUCACAGUCCCCGGGCCGGCCAAGUCAGACUCCCUAUCCAGCUCCCCCUCUAACACGCCGUCAGCCUCUCCGUUAAAAUCCAUAUGGUCUGUUUCGACGCCUUCUCCGAUCAAAUCCACGUUAGGCGCCUCAACUACAUCUUCAGUCAAGUCUAUUAGUGAUGUGGCGUCCCCUAUUAGAUCUUUCCGGACAAUUUCUUCGCCAAUAAAAACAGUGGUUUCACCAUCUCCGUACAAUCCCCAGGUUGCCUCUGGUACCCUUGGGAGGGUUCCCACCAUCACAGAGGCCACACCCAUAAAGGGGCUGGCCCCCAACUCAACUUUUUCCUCUCGAACUUCUCCUGUGACGACCGCAGGGUCUCUGUUGGAGAGGUCAUCCAUCACCAUGACCCCCCCUGCCUCCCCCAAAUCCAACAUCAUGUAUUCCUCAAGCUUGCCAUUUAAGUCCGUUAUCACGUCAGCGGCACCGCUGAUCUCUUCCCCUUUAAAGUCAGUGGUGUCUCCGACCAAGUCUGCAGCUGAUGUCAUCUCAACAGCUAAAGCUACGAUGGCGUCGUCUCUCUCCUCCCCCUUAAAGCAGAUGUCUGGACAUGCAGAGGUAGCGCUAGUCAAUGGGUCUCUUUCUCCUCUGAAGUACCCUUCAUCUUCAGCUUUAAUUAACGGAUGCAAAGCCACUGCCACAUUACAGGACAAAAUUUCUACAGCCACAAACGCUGUGAGCUCAGUGGUGAGCGCAGCCUCUGACACGCUGGAAAAAGCGCUCUCUACCACCACAGCCAUGCCCUUUUCCCCACUCAGGUCGUACGUUUCUGCAGCCCCCUCGGCUUUCCAGUCCCUUAGAACUCCCUCUGCAAGUGCACUGUACACCUCCCUCGGGUCUUCGAUAGCUGCUACUACCUCAUCUGUAACUUCAUCAAUAAUCACAGUGCCAGUAUACUCGGUAGUCAAUGUUUUGCCAGAACCAGCACUGAAGAAACUCCCAGACUCUAGCUCGCUCACCAAGUCGGCAGCCGCUUUGCUGUCGCCCAUUAAAACAUUGACUACAGAGGCACGCCCUCAGCCCCAUUUCAACCGAACUUCAUCUCCAGUCAAGUCGUCUCUGUUCCUGGCAUCCUCAGCCCUUAAGCCAUCAGUACCAUCUUCUUUAUCUUCCAGUCAGGAGAUCUUAAAGGAUGUGGCCGAGAUGAAGGAGGACCUCAUGAGGAUGACCGCCAUACUGCAGACGGAUGUGCCUGAGGAGAAGCCAUUCCAACCUGACCUCCCCAGAGAAGGGAGGAUAGACGAUGAAGAGCCUUUCAAAAUUGUUGAGAAAGUAAAGGAAGACUUAGUCAAAGUCAGUGAGAUACUCAAAAAGGACGUGUGUGUCGAGAGCAAAGGGCCACCCAAGUCCCCAAAGAGUGACAAAGGACACUCUCCAGAGGAUGACUGGACAGAAUUUAGUUCUGAGGAAUUACGAGAAGCCAGGCAGGCUGCAGCCAAUCACUCCCCAUCUCUGCCUGAGAGAGUGCAGGGGAAGGCCAACCUCACUAGAGUCAUAGACUACCUGACCAAUGACAUCGGGAGCAGUUCACUGACCAACCUGAAGUACAAGUUUGAAGAGGCCAAGAAGGAUGGAGAGGAGAGACAAAAGAGAAUUUUAAAGCCAGCCAUAGCCUUGCAGGAGCAUAAACUCAAAAUGCCGCCGGCCUCCAUGAGGCCUUCCACCUCAGAGAAGGAACUGUGCAAGAUGGCGGACUCUUUCUUUGGAACAGAUGCCAUCCUAGAGUCUCCCGAUGACUUUUCUCAGCAUGACCAAGAUAAAAGUCCCUUGUCUGACAGUGGCUUUGAAACCCGGAGUGAGAAAACACCUUCGGCCCCGCAGAGUGCUGAGAGCACGGGCCCUAAGCCGCUAUUUCAUGAAGUUCCCAUCCCCCCUGUCAUCACCGAGACAAGAACUGAAGUGGUCCAUGUGAUCAGGAGCUAUGAGCCCUCUAGUGGGGAGAUCCCCCAGUCACAGCCAGAGGACCCCAUGUCUCCCAAGCCUUCCCCUACAUUUAUGGAGCUGGAACCAAAGCCUACCACCUCUAGCAUUAAAGAGAAAGUGAAGGCAUUUCAAAUGAAAGCCAGCAGCGAGGAAGAGGACCACAGUCGGGUUUUAAGCAAAGGCAUGCGUGUCAAGGAAGAGACUCACAUCACCACCACCACUAGGAUGGUGUAUCAUUCCCCUCCUGGCAGCGAGUGUGCCUCAGAAAGAAUCGAGGAGACCAUGUCGGUCCAUGACAUCAUGAAGGCCUUUCAGUCCGGGCGAGACCCUUCCAAAGAGCUGGCAGGGUUGUUUGAACACAAGUCAGCCAUGUCUCCGGAUGUUGCCAAGUGUGCUGCUGCUGAGACCUCAGCCCAGCACGCAGAGAAGGACAUCCAAAUGAAACCCAAACUGGAGCGCAUUAUAGAAGUCCACAUCGAAAAAGGUAACCAAGCCGAACCCACUGGAGUCAUUAUUAGAGAGACCAAAAAGCAUCCCGAGAAGGAAAUGUCUGUGUAUCAGAAAGACUUAUCCCGGGGAAAUAUUAAUCUAAAAGAUUUUCUGCCAGAGAAACGUGAUGCUUUCCCCGGCCCCGAGGAGCAGGGUCAGCAAGAAGAAGAAGAGCUUGCAGCCGAAGAGUCUUUGCCUUCUUAUCUGGAAUCUUCCAGAGUAAACACUCCAGGGUCCCAAGAAGAAGAUAGCCGCCCUAGUUCCGCACAGCUCCUGUCCGACGACUCUUAUAAAACACUGAAGCUGUUGAGUCAGCACUCCGUAGAGUAUCAUGACGAUGAGUUGUCAGACCUAAGAGGGGAGUCGUACAGGUUUGCUGAGAAAAUGCUUCUAUCAGAAAAGCUAGAUGUUUCCCACUCUGAUACCGAGGAGUCGGUGACAGACCAUGCAGGACCCCCUAGCUCAGAGUUACAGGGGUCUGGUAAGCGAUCCAGAGAAACAGUAGCCACUGCCCCCCCAAAAGAAAUCCUCUCCAAAAUCUAUAAAGAUGUGUCCGAAAAUGGUCUAGGGAGAGUGUCUAAAGAUGAGCAUUUUGAGAAACUGACAGUGUUGCACUACUCGGGCAAUGUCAGUGGUCCCAAGCACACCAUGUGGAUGCAGGUGUCUGAGGACAGACUAGACAGAGGUAGAGAGAAGCUCAUGUAUGAAGAUAGGGUGGACAGGACCGUGAAGGAGGCAGAAGAGAAGUUGACUGAAGUGUCGCAGUUUUUUCGUGACAAAACUGAGAAGCUAAAUGACGAACUGCAGUCCCCGGAGAAAAAGGCGCGCCCCAGAAAUGGCAAGGAGUACUCCUCCCAGAGUUCCACCAGCAGUAGCCCCGAGAAAGUGUUAACGGAGCUGUUGGCAUCCAACGAUGAAUGGGUUAAGGCCAGGCAGCGCGGCCUGGAUGGACAAGGUGUCCCUCAGGCUGAGGACAGGAAGGCACCCAUUGGGUCCAGCAGCCCUGAGAAGGGGGUCCCUACCCAACAGGGUGAGGAUGGCCAGCCUCCUGAGGAAGCCAAAAGAACUGUCGCUGCUCAGAGCAGGGGACAAGAAGGACCCCAGUCUGGAUUUCAGCUCAAACAAUCUAAACUCAGUUCCAUUAGAUUAAAAUUCGAACAAGGGGCGCGAGCCAAAAGUAAGGAUCCAUCUCACGAGGAGAAAAGUCUGGAUGGGCCAUCCCGAAUCCCAGUUAAGAAAACUCAAGAAACCAAGCUGCCCACGCACCCAGGUUUUGCUAGAGAAAAACAGCAGAAGGCUGUAGAUUCCCCAGAGGAAAGUGUGCCGGUGCAAAUUGAUGUUCUGCUGUUCAAACCUGAGCAUGUCCAAAGCAAUGAGAUCAUUGCAAGCAAAUCCGGCUCCAGUGAUGGCAAAAGCCACAGAACUGAGAUGUUAAGUAAGGCAAUGCCUGACUUCUUUCCUGAGCAACAGGUUGGAGACUCAGCCUGUCCCAUAACGUCAGAUCUAGAGACCAAGGGACCGUGGGACGGAAAGGUCUUUAGAACCUGGGAAAAUUCUGGGGCCAAUACCACUAAAGCCCAGAAAGAACCACUCUCCCACGUGCUUGUUCACGAUAUAAGAGAGAAUCCCGCUGGUCGCCCCGACGGUAGCGAGAAUGGUGACCCAAAGAAUGAAUUUAUGUAUGUGACUGAGAGAGAACACAGAAUGUUAACGAACGGCUCUCUCUCAGAAAUUAAAGAAAUGAGUGUCAAAUCUCCCUCCAAGAAAGUGUUAUACAGGGAGUACAUUGUUAAAGAAGGGGACCCUCCCAGCAGCGCUCUCGACCACCCCCCCAGGAGAAGCGAGAGCUCAGUAGCAUCUCACAUUCCCAUCAGGGUCCCAGAGGAGAGGAGGAUGCUGUCGUCAAACAUCCCCGAUGGGUUUUGUGAGCAGACAAUAUUUCCAAAACAAGAGCUAUCCCAAAGAGUGUCCCUGCCAAGUGCGAGCCAAGGGGUAGUUGAGAGCCAGCACUUGAACUCUGUAGAUGAUGAAAAAGUUACCUACUCUGAGAUCAGCAAAGUUUCUAAACAUCAGAGUUACCUAGGCCUAUACCCAGCUCUCGAUGAAACCGAGACCUCUCCCACCAAAUCUCCCGACUCGUUAGAGUUUAGCCCAGGGAAGGACUCUCCCUCUAGUGAUGUGUUGGACCACGGUUCCGUGGAUGGGUUGGAGAAGACAGAGGGGGGGAAAGAGAUCAAAACCUUACCUGUUUAUGUCAGCUUCGUGCAAGUGGGGAAACAGUACGAAAAGGAGCUCCAACCAGGAGGUAUAAAAAAGAUCAUCAGUCAGGAGUGUAAGACGGUGCAGGAAGCCAGGGGGACCUUCUAUACAGCUAGACAGCAAAAGCAGCCUCCUUCGCCCCAGGGCAGCCCAGAAGAUGACACUCUAGAGCAGGUGUCCUUUCUAGACAGCUCUGGGAAGAGCCCUUUGACCCCGGAAACUCCCAGUUCAGAGGAAGUGAGUUAUGAGUUCACGUCUAAGACGCCAGACUCACUCAUAGCUUUUAUACCAGGACAACCCAGCCCGAUUCCCGAGGUUUCCGAGGAGUCGGAGGAGGAGGAGCAGCCCAAAUCAGCCCCACUAAGGCAGGUGACCAUGGAGAAGGAAACAGAUCGUGAUGCGAGCAAAGACUCUAUCCAAAGACCCAAGUGUAACCGAGUUGCCUAUAUUGAGUUUCCCCCUCCUCCCCCGCUGGAUGCCGACCAGAUGGAAUCAGAUAAGAAACAGCAGUACCUCCCUGAAAGGGAGGUUGGCAUGAUGGAGGUCAGCCUUCAGGACGAGUCUGACAAGUACCAGUUGGCCGAGCCAGUCAUCCGAGUGCAGCCCCCAUCCCCAGUCCCUCCCGGCGCCGAGGCCAGUGACUCCAGUGAUGACGAGUCCAUGUAUCAACCGGUCCCAGUUAAAAAAUACACCUUCAAGUUGAAGGAAGUUGACGAAGGGCAGAAAGACACGGCCAAGUCCAAAACAGCCACCACGAAGGCUUCAAACCAGAAAGAGGUGGAGGGUAAUGGGAGAGAGAGCGAAUCUGGCCUUGACUCACCUCAGAACGAAACAGUUCAGAACGGAAACAAUGACCAGUCUGUCACAGAGUGUUCCAUUGCGACCACAGCUGAGUUUUCUCACGAUACGGAUGCCACGGAGAUAGACUCUCUGGAUGGCUAUGACCUGCAAGACGAGGAUGACGGCCUAACUGAGAGCGACUCUAAACUCCCGAGUCAGACUGUGGACACCAAGAAGGAUAUCUGGACGGAGGGCAUUCUGAAGCCAGCCGACCGCUCUUUCAGUCAGAGCAAACUGGAAGUCAUUGAGGAGGAGGGCAAAGUGGGGCUGGACGACGAGAAACCAUCACCUCCUAAGAGCUUGUCAUCCGAGAGAACCCCAGAGAAGGCCGAUCCCAAGUCGGGGGCCCAGUUUUUCACCCUGGAAGGCAGACACCCAGACAGAUCAGUGUUCCCUGAUACUUACUUCAGUUACAAAGUUGAUGAAGAAUUCGCCACUCCUUUUAAAACAGUGGCAACCAAAGGUCUAGACUUUGACCCUUGGCCCAAUAACCGAGGGGACAAUGAAGUUUUUGACGGUAAAUCUCGGGAAGAUGACACUAAGCCAUUUGGUCUGGCGGUGGACGACCGCUCUCCGGCAACCACCCCUGACACAACGCCAGCCAGAACACCAACUGACGAAAGUACCCCAACUAGUGAGCCUAACCCCUUCCCAUUUCAUGAAGGGAAAAUGUUUGAGAUGACCCGCAGUGGUGCAAUUGACAUGAGCAAGAGAGAUUUUGUGGAAGAGAGGCUCCAAUUUUUCCAGAUUGGUGAGCAUACUCCUGAAGGGAAGUCAGGGGCCCAGGGGGAAGGGGAUAUGGUCACUGAUACCCCACAGCCACAGUCAGGGGACACCUCGGUAGACACCAAUCUAGAGAGAGAUGUAGAGGCACCUACAGUGGACCCCAACCCCAGCAUCCUGACCAACGGAGAGUGUCAGGAAGGCUCAGCCUGUAGUGGCUCUCUGGAGAAGUCGGCAGCUGCCACUAACACCUCAAAAAUUGACCCCAAGUCACGCACGCCUAUAAAAAUGGGAAUUUCUGCAUCUACCAUGACCAUGAAGAAAGAAGGCUCUGGAGAAGUGACAGAUAAGACAGAGGCUGUGGUGACCAGUUGUCAGGGAUUAGAAAACGAAAUUGUGAAAGAGAUCUCAAGUGCACCCGAUAGCCAGGUGGGCGCUAGGCCCCAAGAGAAACACGAUUUUCAAAAAGAUAACUUUAAUAACAACAAUAAUCUGGAUGCUUCCACUAUGCAGACAGAUAACAGCACAAGUCACGUAGUUCUGACAGGACGCGCUGCAUCCUCUUGUACCACAGAGAAAGCUAAUCCAGUGAAAGGCUCAGGAAAGAGUCCAGGGACUCAAGGACAUUGCAGCAGAGAUUCUCGGAAGGAACCGAUAGGGGUUAGGCGGAAAUCCAAGCUUCCAGUAAAGGCCACCGCACCAAAAGAUGUCUUCCUGCCAAACCAUAAGCCAGACAGUAAAACAGGUAAACCGAGGCAGAUUGGUCAAUAUGAGAAACACAAAGCCCUUCCUACUUCUUCAUGUAUAGAUGCCAAGUCCCGAAUUCCAGUCAAAAACACACACAGGGAGAACCUAGUUUCAGUCAGAAAAGCAUGCGCCACACAAAAGCGAGGGCAGCCAGAGAAAGGCAAGGCCAAACAGCCUCCAUCCAAGUUGCCAGUAAAGGUAAGAUCCACCCGUGUCACCGUCACCACCACCAACACCACCACCACCACUACCACCACCACCACCACCACCACCACUGUUAAAGUUACAGAAAGCCAGCUUAAGGAGGUAUGUAAACAUCCCAUUGAAUAUUUUAAGGGAAUUAGUGGCGAGACCCUAAAACUUGUGGACCGCCUCACUGAAGAAGACAAAAAGAUGCAAUCGGAGUUGUCUGAUGAGGAAGAAAGUACCUCAAGGAACACGUCGUUGUCCGAGACUUCCCGGGGCGGCCAGCCUUCAGUUACCACGAAGUCUGCUAGAAAUAAGAAAACAGAGGCGCCGCCCUUAAAAUCAAAGAGAGGAAAGGCCGGCAGUAGGAGGACUGGUCCCCAGAGUCCUUGCGAGCGGACGGAUAUCAGGAUGGCCAUAGUAGCCGAUCACCUGGGACUUAGCUGGACAGAGCUGGCAAGGGAACUGAAUUUUUCAGUGGACGAAAUCAACCAAAUACGGGUGGAAAAUCCCAAUUCUUUAAUUUCUCAGAGCUUCAUGUUACUAAAAAAGUGGGUGACCAGAGACGGAAAGAAUGCCACAACUGAUGCCUUAACUUCAGUCUUAACAAAGAUUAACCGAAUAGACAUAGUGACUCUGCUGGAAGGACCAAUAUUUGAUUAUGGGAAUAUUUCAGGCACCAGAAGCUUUGCAGAUGAAAACAAUGUUUUCCAUGACCCAGUUGAUGGUUGGCAGAACGAGACGUCGAGUGCAAGCCGAGAGCCCCCAGCGCAAGCGCGAAGGCUAACCGGUGGGUCACUGGACCGUCUGGAUGACAGCUCUGACCAGCCUCGGGAUUCCAUUACCUCAUACCUCACGGGAGAACCUGGCAAGUUCGAAGCAAACGGAAACCACACAGCAGAAGUCAUUCCAGAGGCAAAGGCAAAACCCUACUUCCCGGAAUCCCAAAACGAUGUAGGGAAACAGAGCAUCAAAGAGAACCUGAAACCAAAAACACACGGAUGUGGUCGUGCAGAGGAACCAGCGUCACCCCUCACAGCCUACCAGAAAUCUCUAGAAGAAACCAGCAAGCUUGUCAUAGAAGACGCACCGAAACCCUGUGUGCCUGUCGGCAUGAAAAAGAUGACCAGGAUUUCGGCUGACGGCAAAGCCAGGCUCAACCUGCAGGAAGAAGAGGGGUCCACCCGGUCGGAGCCUAAGGGAGAAGGAUAUAAGGUGAAGACGAAGAAGGAAAUCCGGAACGUGGAGAAGAAAACCCACUAGUGAUGGUGACGUCAGUCCAGGACCGUGUGGUACAUACUGCCAGGAUUGAGAAACUCGCCAGAGAUCAGCAGAAAGGAAAAGAGGCACCAAGAACGGGGUGUGGGUCGACUGCUUCCACACUUCAAUGACAUGAUGAUUUUUUUUUAAUGCAGAAGGAAAAAGAAAAUCACAUUUUUUUAUCUUUAUUUAGCAUGAGCCAAUUUACAGAGCAUGGAAACUCACUUUCAUUCCCGGCACAGACAUACCUGUACUGAACAAGUGCAGCAUAAGAUACAGGAAGCCGUGUUGUUUGGACUCAGUCUCAAGUAAUUUGGUGUCAUUUUCAAAGAAGACAAUGCCUGUGCUACCCAGGAGGAGGGGGCAGCAGAGGAUGGGACGAUCAAAUCAAGAAGACACACUAAAAUUACUAAAUCCACAACAGCUCGCCUUAUUUUUCUUGGACCCAAACUAACUGUCAGGGUAUAAACACUGUUUCUUUUCUUUUCUUUUUUUUAAAGAAAAAAAUAAUAAUAAUAAAAAUCAAUAGUUUUGCUGUAAAUAAUAACACUGUAAAUUCUAACAGAAGAAACUACAAUAAAGAAUUAUAAGGCACCUGCCUCACAGAACACAAAGAUAUCACAAAUGCAUCCAAGGACAAUGGGCGUCCCAAGUGACUUCACCCUGGACAAGCAUGGGGACCCGGCGCUCACAGGGGACUCUUUCACUGAUUCUUGUAUAUUAGCAAUUAUGAUGUUUGUACACGCAAAACUGCUAGCUUCAUUUUAAAAAGAAAAUGCAAAUCUUUAAAAAGGAAAAUAACCUGCUGCAAAUUUAAAUAAUUCCCCAAGUGAGGAAUUCUGUAGUUCUGUGAAAAAAAAUAAUUUUUUUCUUCAGAAUACUAAUAUUUUGAUGCAUGCAUAUCACCUUAUUUUGAUUAAACCUUUUCCAAUUUUGCAAACACUACAGUCUCCUGCAACACAGGAGAUUUUAUCUGUAAACACAAAGCCCUUCAUCUAAUAUUUAUUGCUAUUGCCAAUUUUUCAAUGAAAUGACCAAAAAUGAAAAAAAAAAAACCUAUACAGUAGUUUGCUUGGGGUGGGGGGAGGGGCGCUGUUAGUGCUUACAGGGGGGUAAUGCUUGCCACUGUAGAGGUGGAUGGUGCUCACAAGAGGCCCCAUUGUGGGUAUUUAAAAAAAAAAAAAAAAAGGACUGACCGGAAACCCGUAUCUAGCAGGAUCGAAGCGCACUGUAAAAAAAGGAAAAAAAAAAGAAAAAAAAAGAUCGCUGUAUUGUGUACUGGCUCUGAGAUGUAGACCCCCUUUCAGCAAGCCAAUCACCAGUAACCAUCCCAGCAGUGCCCCAUUAGGUUAGCGGGGCUGCCGCAUUUUCUAGAGCAUUUUUCUUUGGGUUUGGUGAGGUUCCUUCGUUCACUAUCUUAACUUGAAAUCGACCUCCACGGACACCUAGCUCUAAAUGACUUGUAUGAGAAAUGCAGGCGCUGGGUAGCCUCGUCGAUUAUUUAAGCAUAUAAAAUAAACUGUGUUCAACUCUCCACCUA
Apodemus sylvaticus (European woodmouse) is the source of this 14536-nucleotide messenger RNA. RefSeq names its product ankyrin 3 (gene Ank3). Gene Ontology annotation, cellular component: T-tubule. The record is from RefSeq and is a predicted model, not a curated record. Lineage: Eukaryota; Metazoa; Chordata; Mammalia; Rodentia; Muridae. Bases 1 to 12999 code for a protein of 4332 amino acids. Gene Ontology annotation, biological process: signal transduction; protein localization to T-tubule; regulation of cardiac muscle contraction. The transcript has 44 exons. Gene Ontology annotation, molecular function: protein binding.